GCACCACUCCCGCAGUUCUUAUCCAACCCCAGCCAUGAUAGAUCCAGUCACGGUCCUCGGUCUCGUAGCAACAAUCAUAUCUAUUGUUGACAAAACUCGCGAAAUUGCUGCCAUUCUGGUCACCUACAAAAACGACAGCGCAGAACUUGAGGCUAUCAUCUCUAGCCUUACACUCAGACUCCCUUUGCUAGCUGAGAUCCUCCGCAAGAUCAAGCAAGCAACAACGGAAGAACAAAUCCGGAGCCAGAGAGCAGUUCUAAAUGAAUGUUCCCGGCGCAUGGCGGAUCUAUACGAGAGACUCGAAAAGUUGAGGCCGAAAGACCGGGAGGGAAGAAUUGCGAAAAUGAAACGAAAAUCCGACGAGAGGGAAAGAAUUGGAGAGAUUAAGCAGCGCAUGCUUGAUCUUGAGGUGUUCAUCCAGACGUUGACCACGUAUCACCAAAUGAUCUACAUGGAAAGGACAGAUUUAUACACGAUUAUCAAUUCGUCUUGGGCUAUGUUAUUCACGUUAUUCAUCCAUGCGAAGAACAAGGUGCAGUCGAUAUACACGAUUUUACUCACGGAUCCUGCCCUGUUCUUGAACAUGGUCAUUCGCUUGCUGCCGCCGCUACUCUUUAUCCUCGCUUUGAGCUUUUUAUGCGCUUCCUUUGGGCUUAUCGUGGCCCUGAGACAUGAGUUACUCUUGUCUCGACUGCUCUGCAGCGGAUUAGAAGUGGAUAAAGUAUGGGUGGCGAGAUGUCUUCGUAGCUUACUGGACAGCUGGUGGCGCGCUCAUUGCUUUGUUGAACAACGAUCUGUAGAAGUGGUGGCGGUUAGUAGAUGGAAAUUGUGGUGAUUCUCCACCAUGGGUGUUUGAGGGGGUACUUGGACGGUAGAUUUCUGACUUUCACCUCAAUUCGAAUUUCUAGCCGGUCUAGAUUUCCAUCAAAGGUUACUGUGGGACAAAAGUUUAUCAUUACCAAAAACGGUCUUUGCUAUGUUUGGGCAUGGGUAGUUAUAAAUCAUUCGUUUAGAAUUUUCAAAAGCGGGGAUGACGAAUACUUGGGCGACAAAUGAGCAGCAAUGGAGGUCUUAAAUGUUG
This is a messenger RNA of Hyaloscypha bicolor E, 1081 nucleotides long. RefSeq lists its product as uncharacterized. NCBI's taxonomy places the organism in Eukaryota, Fungi, Ascomycota, Leotiomycetes, Helotiales, Hyaloscyphaceae. The record is from RefSeq and is a predicted model, not a curated record. The transcript is spliced from 2 exons. The coding region runs from base 35 to 835 and encodes 266 amino acids.